GGCCGGGCCGGGCCGCGGAGCGCGACGGGCGGCGCGGAGCGGCCGCGCCCGGGCAGGAGCCGCCGGCGGCGGGAGCGCAGCGGAGCCGGGCGGGCCGCGCCAUGCGGCUGUGCGGGGCGCUGCUCAAGAGCCCCAUCCCCAAGCAGAUCGAGUACUACUCGCGUUUCUCCCCCUCGCCCCUCUCCAUCAAGCAGUUCCUCGACUUCGGUCGUGACAAUGCCUGUGAGAAGACUUCGUACAUGUUCCUGCGGAAGGAGCUUCCUGUGCGACUGGCGAACACCAUGAGGGAAGUCAAUUUGCUGCCUGAUAAUUUACUGAACAGGCCUUCGGUUGGGCUGGUACAGAGCUGGUACAUGCAGAGUUUCCUUGAGCUUUUAGAAUACGAAAAUAAAAGUCCUGAGGAUCCUCAUGUUCUGGAUGACUUUUUAGAUGUUUUAAUUAAAGUCAGGAACAGACACAAUGACGUGGUUCCAACCAUGGCACAAGGGGUGAUUGAAUACAAGGAAAAAUAUGGCUUUGAUCCAUUUGUUAGCAGUAACAUCCAGUAUUUUCUAGAUAGAUUCUACACCAACCGCAUCUCUUUUCGUAUGCUUAUUAACCAACACACACUUCUGUUUGGUGGAGAUAUUAAUCCUGCUCAUCCCAAACAUAUUGGAAGUAUUGAUCCUAAUUGUGAUGUGACAGAGGUGGUUAAAGAUGCUUAUGAAACAGCUAAGAUGUUAUGUGAACAGUACUAUACCGUGGCACCUGAUCUGGAAAUUGAAGAAUUCAAUGCUAAAGCUCCCAACAAGCCUAUUCAAGUAGUCUAUGUACCUUCUCAUUUGUUUCAUAUGUUAUUUGAAUUAUUCAAGAAUUCAAUGAGAGCUACAGUGGAAUUGCAUGAAGGUAAGAAAGAAGCCUAUCCAUCGAUCAAAACCUUAGUCACUUUGGGGAAAGAAGAUCUAUCUAUUAAGAUAAGUGACCAAGGUGGAGGUGUACCUCUAAGAAAAAUAGAGAGAUUGUUUAACUACAUGUACUCAACAGCACCCAGGCCCAGUCUGGAGCCCUCGAGGGCUGUGCCUUUGGCUGGGUUUGGCUAUGGGUUGCCAAUUUCUCGUCUGUAUGCGAGGUACUUUCAAGGUGACCUUAAACUCUACUCAAUGGAAGGUGUGGGUUCAGAUGCUGUUAUUUAUUUGAAGGCCCUUUCAAGUGAAUCAUUUGAAAGGCUUCCUGUUUUUAAUAAGUCAGCAUGGCGGCACUACAAGACCACACCUGAAGCAGAUGACUGGAGCAAUCCUAGCAGUGAACCAAGGGAUGCUUCUAAAUACAAAGCUAAUCGAUAAUUUGCCACCUUUUGUCUCUGUUGGAGAUGACCUCUGCAUUCAGUAUAAAGUCUCUGCUUUGUUCCAAAAUCCUUCAAACCACAGUAGCUAAUUACUUCCAAACAAAGACCUAAUCAGGGCAUUGAAAUACUAAGAACAAAGUGAUGAUUGGGACUUGAAGGAAGGCACUGAGCACGUUUGGUAUGUGAAUCCUGUGUACUUCACCAGAAUAUGCUUGGUUGCUUCAGUCAUGCAUUGACAAAAGGGAUUGCACUGUGAUUGCACUUAGGAACACGAUGUUGUAACAAAAAGAUACUAUUUGAAGGGGCCAAUUCUUAUUCCAAUGUAAGGAUUGGUAGGAUGUGCAGAAUCCCUUAAAGUGGUGAAUAGUAUCUUGCACAGCAGUAUGGUGUAAGAGAAAAAAUCCGACGUAGUUAAACGUGUGCUUCAUGCAGCAUUUUGUAUUGCACAGUGUCACCCCUAAGAGAAAAUCCCUUUGAGCUCUUCUGAUCUUAUCUCUAGUGAGUUUAUAAAUGCAUAGUUCUAAAAGGGUUGUGCAGCUUUAAAUUGAUGCUUUCUCCAAAUUCCCAAACCCAUUUGCCAUGUGCAUACAAAAGUUGUGUUGUUACAAGACGGUAGGACUUCCACUUCUUGGAAUGCAACUUAAUGAUUUUCUUGACACAGAAAUGCAUUUCUGUGCAUUUUUCCUUGUUUUGAGGAAAGUUCCUAAGUAGUUAGAUCACUUCUUCAUACAAGAAAUUCUGUCAAUACAGGGGCAGGGGGUAAUUCAAGUUCCUAUUUGCUUAUCAUUUUAGAGGAAUUGGGGAGGGGAGAGAAAUGCUGAGAGGCCAGACAGCCAGUCAUACAAAUGAAUUUGCCUUAAGAGUGUUGGUUGCUUGAAACCUGAUUAGUUUAAAACCUGUAAAUAGUUUGCAAAGUUAUUUAUACCUUCAAUGUCUGACUACAGUCUGGUAAUCUGAAUUUGUAGUGUAUAUAAAGAUAUGGUACACCAGCUUUUGGAACAUGUCAUUGGUCUAAGUACAUGAACUGGAAAUACAGUAGAAAUGGGAGGGACAAAAUGUGGCCAGUACCUGGUUAAAGUUAAAAAACAUCAAAGACGAAAAAUAUACAAAUAUUUUCCCCUUAAACUUAUUGUAAGGGUCAUUGCUGACUACUAGAAAACUGUUCUUCACAAAGUCUUUGCCAAAUGCUUUUUCUGAUACUAUGGCCUUUCAGAAAAAGCAGUGAAACUUAGAAGCUCCAGUGAUUACAUUAGCCGUGGCAAUAAAGGAGAUGAGUUGUAAGCAGCUCUGAUGCACCCUCAAUUUCUCUUAGGUGUUUUGAUAUUUUUUGGAAAGCUAAUAGAGAUUUUAGCAUGGAAAAGUGAACCUUGUUUACUGGAAUUGUGGGGGAACUGUCCCUUUUGUCCUCCCAGUAUUUAUUUUUCUAAAGAACUGAUAUUAGGGAAAUGCUGAGAAAUUCCUAGGUAUUUUAAAAAAAGAAAAAGAAUCUUAGUUUGACUUAACAAUAGUACUUUGCACUUCAUAGCACAUCUCAUUGAAGGAUUAUAAAGUGCUUUGAGCAAUAAACUCCAUAGAGCCCCA
Messenger RNA from Taeniopygia guttata (zebra finch), 2905 nucleotides. It is a transcript of the gene PDK3, whose product is annotated as pyruvate dehydrogenase kinase 3. Gene Ontology annotation, molecular function: pyruvate dehydrogenase (acetyl-transferring) kinase activity. Gene Ontology annotation, cellular component: mitochondrion. The record is from RefSeq and is a predicted model, not a curated record. Lineage: Eukaryota; Metazoa; Chordata; Aves; Passeriformes; Estrildidae. Gene Ontology annotation, biological process: protein phosphorylation; regulation of glucose metabolic process.